Molecule: messenger RNA, 360 nt
Organism: Mya arenaria
Lineage: Eukaryota; Metazoa; Mollusca; Bivalvia; Myida; Myidae
Product: sperm protamine P1-like
Exons: 1
Coding region: 1-360 (119 amino acids)
Source: RefSeq, a predicted model, not a curated record
AUGAGGAAAGGGAGAGGAAUGGGCAAAGGAAGAGGGAGGGGGGUAGAAGGAUGGGCAAAGGGAGAGGGAUGGGCAAAGGGGGACUGGAUGGGCAAAGGUAGAGGGAUUGGGAAAGAUAGAGGGAUGCGGAAAGAGAAAGGGAUGGGGAAAGGUAGAGGGAUGCGGGAAGAGAAAGGGAUGGAGAGUGGUAGAGGGAUGGAGAAAGGUAGAGGGAUGGAGAAAGAUUCAGGGAUAGAGAAAGAUAGAGUGAAGGGGAAAGGGGGAGGGAUGGAGAAAGGUAGAGGGAUGCGGAAAGGGAAUGGGAUUGUAAAAGGGAGAGUGAUGAGGAAAGAUAGAGGGAAGGAGAAAGGAGAGGGAUGA